AUGAACCUCAAGACUCGUUCGCAAGCGAAAGCACAACGGCAACCUUCUCCCAAAAUCAAUUCGAAGCCCGCAGCAUCGAAAGCCAAGAAUGACGAUUCACCUCGUGCAUCGAGCGCGGUUCGGGAGAAAUCGACCGAAAUUGCGGAUACGAAAGCCAAACGAGUGCGCACUGGAUGUUUGACAUGCCGCGAGAGGCAUCUCAAAUGUGACGAAGCAUUGGGGCGGUGUCUGAACUGUCGCAAAUCCGACAGGGUCUGUCGGCGCGGUAUUCGCUUGAACUUUAUCGACAUUCAAACAGUGGCGCCUCCGCAUACAAUUGCCCGACCUCGCGGUGCAAAAGUGACUUUUCGAGAUGAUUCUCGCUUCAUCGCGUCGGAAUACGUGGGGGGGUCCGAAAGGUACCCUCCGCUUCAGCCUGAGAGUCCCAUCGACGAGCGCAGAGAACUAGAUCAUGACGCUUUCAACGUAUUGGAUCACGAUCAGUUAGCGAGUCUUUUUCAAUCCGUGGCCCAUACUUUUGAUCCUGCCGCAUUGGAUCUCUCUCAUGCCGGCGCUGCAGACUUCCUCGGUGCUUCAGAGGCUUGGCAUAUCCACGAUACACACUUCCUGCCGGGCGACGAAUUGCUGCCGCAUGGAACAUCUGCUUUUGCACGCAGGCUCGUGGCGAGACAGUAUCCCCCAACUUCUCUGUGCGAUCCAGAACAGAUUCUUCUCCUGCGAGCAUAUGUUGAUGAGGUCGGAUGCUGGAUGGAUUCGCUGGUCUCGACACGAUAUUUCUCCCACAUUCUCCCUAUGCAUGCUCUCGGGGAACCGGUCUUGCUCAAGGCGUUCUUGGCUUGUGGCGCUCGACAUCUGUCGCUCGUUGACCCAUCGUUUGACGUCAACAAGGCUACCAAGCAUUAUGACGAAGCCACAGAAGACCUGAUGAUUGCCAUGCACGAUCCAAACCGUGAUUCGGUUCUCUGCACAACCGCUGCUUUGGUGCUCAGUAUCUACGAGAUUAUGGCGCCCCAACAAUCACCGAGCGCUAAUCAUAUUGCGGGUUCGAGAGCUCUAAUUCGUGAAUGUGGAUGGACGGCCCGAACGCCUGGUCUAGGAGGUGCAUCUUUCUGGAUCAGCGUGGGCAUGGAGCUGCUGAGCGCAUUACAUUACAAGUGGACUUUGUCUUGGAACCCUGACACCUGGGGUGUGGAUAUGAACAUGCAUCAACAUACUCCUCACGCCCACUUACUUGGAAAUUCCGAGGAGCUUUGGCUCCACCGGAUCAUCUAUAUCUGCGCGAAAAUCGCAAAUUUUCGAAUCACCGCCGAAUCGCUUCAAUCGAUCAAUGGCUCAUUAAGCUAUGCGAAUGAGUUGAGUGACGUUUACACGGAAUGGUCUCAUUAUGAAUUGUUAUGUCAACAAUGGCAUGAGCACGCCCCCAGAACACUGAAGCCUUUGGGCCAUGUAGCUCCCUGGCAGGCACAAAAUACGUCCUCAUUCCCCUGGAUUUGGCUUCCGAGUCGGCUUGCGACCGUCUCUCAGCUGUUCUAUCAUACGGCCUGUCUUAUGCUCGGUAAGGCUCAUCCUUUGCAAGCUGAGUAUCAUCGGAAAAUGCAACAGACGCAUGCGCAUGAUAUCUGUGGCAUCGCAGCGAAUACAAAGGACAAGGGAAUUAUUAAUGUGUCAAUCCGAUGCCUCGCUCUCGCCGCGGAAUGUCUGAAGACCGAGGAUUCACAGAAGGAGGUGCUCGCUAUCUUUGACACUCUCGUGAAGAAUACCAGUUGGCAUGCCGGGCCGAUACAAGAAGAACUCAAACAGAUCUGGGGUGUCUCUCAGUCCCAACCCGAGACAAUGGAUCCCACGCAGUUGUACCACCUUCAUUUUGGGUUGGAUCCAGGCUUGUCAAUACCCAAGGGUCCAGAAUUUCCCCCUGGAUUGUCCAACCCUCUCCUUGAUGUGGGUGACUUCUCGAUGGAAAAUCACCCAUAUCAGGAACAUUACGUUGCGCCCCAUCACCACGGGUUGGAUCCUCAUUUGCUCUCGUCGUAUAUCUCUUGA
Messenger RNA from Penicillium oxalicum, 2040 nucleotides. Its product is annotated as Zn(II)2Cys6 transcription factor. Bases 1 to 2040 code for a protein of 679 amino acids. Gene Ontology annotation, molecular function: DNA-binding transcription factor activity, RNA polymerase II-specific; zinc ion binding; transcription cis-regulatory region binding. The record is from RefSeq and is a predicted model, not a curated record. NCBI's taxonomy places the organism in Eukaryota, Fungi, Ascomycota, Eurotiomycetes, Eurotiales, Aspergillaceae. Gene Ontology annotation, cellular component: nucleus. Gene Ontology annotation, biological process: positive regulation of transcription by RNA polymerase II. The transcript is spliced from 3 exons.